AUGCCACGCAAGGGACGCAAAGCUGCGAACUUGUGGUCGCUCCACCCGAAGCUUCAUAACGACGUAACACAGCUGUUAGACGAGGAAGGUCUUCAAAUAGACUUCUUUGACGCCGAUGAUGAGGAACCCAACAUCGAGAAACGAGACACGAACGUCAUUGGCCGAUUCAUUCGCCAAAACAGGGGAUCGAUUACAAAUCGCAUGUACCCCCAACAGCGAUAUAAUGCGUGGGUGUAUCACCAGCGAUGCAGAAAUUGCAGAGCCGUUGGUCGGCUCGUCCUAGAUAGCGGGUGCUAUCCGGAAAGAGUGACAUACUGGCUCAAACAAUGGAAUGGAUCUGAGGUACGGCAACCCAAUUACUCUGGCCAGAGCAGAGGUCCACACGAUAGUAAACUGUGUGAAGAGUGUAAAGUUGGUCAUUGUCCCAACUCGAAUGAGGACUUAUCAUCGGUGCUGGCUAGGUAA
Molecule: messenger RNA, 465 nt
Organism: Aspergillus welwitschiae
Lineage: Eukaryota; Fungi; Ascomycota; Eurotiomycetes; Eurotiales; Aspergillaceae
Product: 3CxxC-type zinc finger protein
Exons: 2
Coding region: 1-465 (154 amino acids)
Source: RefSeq, a predicted model, not a curated record